This is a messenger RNA of Aspergillus thermomutatus, 1866 nucleotides long. RefSeq lists its product as uncharacterized. Gene Ontology annotation, cellular component: cytoplasm. Gene Ontology annotation, molecular function: 3-deoxy-7-phosphoheptulonate synthase activity. The record is from RefSeq and is a predicted model, not a curated record. Gene Ontology annotation, biological process: aromatic amino acid biosynthetic process. The transcript is spliced from 7 exons. The coding region runs from base 1 to 1866 and encodes 621 amino acids. Lineage: Eukaryota; Fungi; Ascomycota; Eurotiomycetes; Eurotiales; Aspergillaceae.
AUGUUGGCCACAGCCGGAGUCACCAGCCGAGGACCGGAAUUAAACCCGCACACUCGUCCUCACAUCCUCGCCGAUAGCGUUGUUCCCGUCCCAUCGGCCCCUCUCAAAGACAGCAAUGUAGCAGCCUAUGAGCCUCUCGUCUCGCCUGCACUUCUGAUCCACGAGUUCCCCAUUACCCCCGCCUCUCGACGCACGAUCGAGUCAGCCCGACAGGGGGCAGCGCAGAUCAUCCAGCGGAACGGCGACGACCGGCUGCUAGUCAUCGUGGGCCCCUGCUCCAUCCAUGAUACCGACGUGGCACGCGACUACGCCAUCCGUCUGCACGCUGCCAUCCAGGAACACGGGUGGGACAAGGAUCUCCUAAUCGUCAUGCGGGCCUACCUGGAAAAGCCGCGGACCACCGUGGGCUGGAAGGGUUUCCUCUACGAUCCAAACAUUGACUCCACCAAUCAGGUCAACCGGGGAUUGAAGCUGCAGAUUGCGCGUCAGUUGCUGCUCGACAUCACGGCGCUCGGCCUCCCCGUUGCCUGUGAGGUGCUCGACACCAUCUCCCCGCAGUUCCUGGCCGAUCUGUACUCCUGGGGGGCAGUGGGGGCGCGCACGACCGAGUCGCAGGUGCACCGACAGCUGGUCUCGGGCCUGUCGUUUCCCAUCGGCUUCAAGAACGGUUCCUCGGGGAAUAUCAAUAUCGCCCUUGACGGGAUGAAGAGCGCCGCGUCUCCACACUCGUUCUUAGGCGUUACCGAACAAGGUCUCGCAGCCAUCGUCCACACUAAAGGAAACCCUCAUCUCCACGUUAUCCACCGUGGAGGAGACAGCGGCCCCAACUUCGACGCUGCUUCUGUUGCGUCCACGGUGAAGGCUUACCCGAAGAACCUCCAGCCAAGUAUCAUGAUUGACGCGUCGCACGGCAACAGUCAAAAGGACUACCGUAACCAGCCCAAGGUGAUCGAUGCGAUCGCAGAACAGGUUGCUGCGGGGGAGCAGGCGAUCACCGGAGUCAUGAUCGAAAGUAACAUCAACGAGGGCAAGCAGGCUGCGCCACAGUCGGAGGAUGAGGUGCAGAAGCUCAAGUAUGGUGUCUCCAUUACGGAUGGCUGUGUUGGUUUUGAGACUACGGUGAAGAUGCUCCAGACGCUCAGCUUGGCUGUCCAGCAGCGACGGGCUGCAGUAUGUCAGGGUUGCGAGAAUCAGUCGACCUGUGAUGAGUCGUGCCCCGGCCCCAAUCCUGUCAAGGUGGCCAUGGCCCUCGAGCACCUCGGUCUGGACUACAACUGUGUUCCCCUUGGAUUUGGCGAGGGCAAAGGCACCGUCAAGGAUCCCGAAUACACCUCCAAGGUCAACCCCAACGGCCGAGUCCCCGGCCUGAUCGACCACCAGAACAACGAGUUUACCGUUUUUGAGAGUGCCGCUAUCCUAAGAUACUUGGCUGAGAAGUAUGACCCCAGCGGCAAACUCGCCGGCAACACCCCCGAGGAACGCGCCACCGUCAACCAGUGGCUCGCCUGGCAGGUGGCCGGUCUGGGCCCCUACCAGGGCCAGCUGGUCUGGUUCCUCGCCUUCCACGAGGGCGCCCACGGCGAGAAGGCCAACGCCUCUGUGAUUGCGCGCUACCAGGCCGAGGUUGAGCGUCUGCGGUCAGUGCUGGAGAAGCAUCUCGCGUCCGCGGAGAACGGGUUCGUUGCGCUGGGCCGCCUGACGAUUGCGGACUUUGCCAUCCUGCCCUGGUUGAAGAUCUCGGUUCUGGCUGGGUCUGCGCUCAAGCCGUUUGAGGAGUACCCGGCUAUUGAUGCUUACAUCAAGAAGCUGGAUGCACUGCCCGAAGUGCAGGCCGCUUACAAGAAGGCUGUGCCUCCUAUGCAGUAG